Molecule: messenger RNA, 1231 nt
Organism: Glycine soja
Lineage: Eukaryota; Viridiplantae; Streptophyta; Magnoliopsida; Fabales; Fabaceae
Product: CASP-like protein 2A2
Exons: 3
Coding region: 211-822 (203 amino acids)
Source: RefSeq, a predicted model, not a curated record
UUUUCUUUAAUGCCCCAUAUGCCAACCCUAAAAACUUUAGUAAUGGUUGGUAUGGUGUAUGGAUAUUGGAUCAAAGGUUAAAAACUAACUAGUGCUAGCUAUAUAGCUACUCCAUACUCUCAUAAAAAACCUAGAAAGAAAUUACUAACAUAAAAAGAAAGAGGUUGUAGGGUAUUGACAACACACAAAAACUACAAAGUUAAAGGGGUGAUGGAGAAAGGAAGUGUGGUUGAAGCUGCAGCACCAAGAUCUCCCAUGCAGAUGAAGAUGGGGGAUGAAUUAGAAGGCAACACCAGUGCCCUACGCACUGCUGAGACGUUUCUGCGUUUAGUUCCUGUUGGUCUAUGUGUUUCAGCACUUGUUCUCAUGCUUAAGAACUCUCAGCAGAAUGAAUAUGGAUCUGUUGAUUACAGCGAUCUUGGAGCUUUCAGGUAUUUGGUGCAUGCCAAUGGCAUUUGUGCAGGCUACUCUCUAUUUUCAGCGGUGAUCGCUGCUAUGCCACGCCCUUCCACUAUGACUCGUGCUUGGACUUUCUUUUUGCUUGAUCAGGUGCUGACAUACAUAAUUCUAGCGGCUGGAGCAGUGUCAACGGAGGUGCUGUACCUGGCUGAGAAAGGAGACGCUGCAACAACGUGGAGCUCAGCUUGUGGCUCUUUUGGUCGAUUUUGCCAUAAGGUCACAGCAUCAGUAGCUAUCACAUUUGUGGCAGUGUUUUGCUAUGUCUUGCUUUCCCUCAUUUCCUCAUACAAGCUCUUCACCAACUAUGAUGCACCAGCAAGCAGGCCCACUGCAGCCAUUGAGGUUGCUGCUUUCCCUGGCUAGCUAGCUAGCUAGCUGACUCAUAUAUAUAAAUAACAACUUCAUGCUUCAUAUCUAUGUGUUUCCUACAAUUAAUAUAUUAAUGUAAUAGCAUACUGUUGUGGACCUUAAUUAGGACUUAGGACAGACAUGCAUUGCCAUUGAUUAAGUAUGAGUUUAUAAUUUAUUAGUUAUAAUAACUCCUGACCUCCUUCUUUGUAUUAUAACACUGGUGUUCAUGCAUGGAUCAAUUCAUGGAAGGCUUUAGCUUUUUCUACUAGUGCUUGUUACUUUAUAUAAACUUUGCCAUCACCUUCCUUUUUCCUUUUAUUAGAGACAGGAAAUUAGUUGUUACAGUUGGCUAUGUAAUAGCCCCUUUAUUCUCAUUGUAAAUUCAACUUCUACCACUCUAAUAUACUUUUACUGUGAUCAA